Nematolebias whitei (Rio pearlfish) is the source of this 1577-nucleotide messenger RNA. RefSeq names its product rho-related GTP-binding protein RhoA-B. Gene Ontology annotation, molecular function: GTP binding; GTPase activity. Lineage: Eukaryota; Metazoa; Chordata; Actinopteri; Cyprinodontiformes; Rivulidae. The transcript has 5 exons. The record is from RefSeq and is a predicted model, not a curated record. Gene Ontology annotation, cellular component: cleavage furrow; dendritic spine. The coding region runs from base 99 to 680 and encodes 193 amino acids. Gene Ontology annotation, biological process: cell migration; stress fiber assembly; small GTPase-mediated signal transduction.
CUCCUGCUAAUCCUCCAGCAUCAUCGCAGCAACAAAGGAGGCUAACACAAAGCGCUACUUUGAGUUCAGUUUAACAGAUUUCUAACCUAUUAUUUGCUAUGGCAGCAAUCAGGAAAAAGCUGGUUAUAGUGGGAGAUGGAGCCUGUGGAAAGACCUGUCUGCUCAUUGUGUUCAGUAAGGACCAGUUCCCUGAAGUCUAUGUGCCCACAGUGUUCGAGAACUACGUCGCCGACAUUGAAGUUGAUGUCAAACAGGUUGAAUUAGCUCUGUGGGAUACAGCAGGUCAAGAAGACUACGACAGGCUCCGCCCCCUCUCCUAUCCAGACACUGAUGUCAUUCUUAUGUGCUUCUCCAUCGACAGCCCAGACAGUCUUGAAAACAUCCCUGAGAAGUGGACCCCUGAGGUGAAACAUUUCUGUCCUAAUGUUCCCAUCAUACUGGUGGGAAAUAAAAAGGACUUGCGUAAUGAUGAUCACACUCGGAGAGAACUAGCCAAAAUGAAGCAGGAACCUGUGAAACCAGAGGAUGGACGAGAUAUGGCUAACAGGAUUGGUGCCUUUGGAUACAUGGAGUGCUCUGCAAAAACAAAGGAUGGUGUGAGGGAAGUGUUUGAAAUGGCCACCAGGGCUGCACUACAAGCCAGACGAGGAAAGAAGAGCAAUAAAUGUAACCUACUGUAAACGGGGGCCAUGAGGACUGCUUCCCAUAGGGUGCAAGAAGGAGAAUUGGGUCAAUCCUACCCCCAGACAAACCCCCACAAAAGACUAUUGUCCCCCCCCUUUUUUUUUUUCCAAAGGUGUAAUGCUUUUACUGUUUUGUCUUAAGCAGAAGUAGUCAGGUUGUCAGUAUUCAACUAUGAGGUUAUGGAAAUACUUUUUUGUACUUUUAACAUGAGUAAAAAUUUGCCAUAAGGAAACCUCCUUUAACAUGUAUGUAACUGAAAAGGUCAGCCAGGGGACCUGUUGUGUCAGACUUGCCAACUACAGUAAGUGCUUAAGCCCUGCCUGCUGAUCUGAGGAAUGUGUUCACAGCCAACUAGGGUGAAGUACCUGCACACUGUGACCUCUAGUCCUUUAAAUAUCCCCACAAACUGAUGCACACAUUAAGAUUAAACCUGUGUGUGCCUCGUAUAUGUGUGUAAACAAACUAUUUUAUGUGCAUUAUGAUGACACACACAAGACUGGAAACUUAUUUUACUAAAACAAGUGUUUUGUGUAUUAAAUUACUUUGUAAGGAAUAGUAAAAAUUUGCUUCACUUGACUGGGAAACACUGAAUGACGACCAUUGAGUUGUACAGCGCAAAUAUGAAACUAAAGCAAAUGCAGGCUCCCAGCAGGAUUGUUUUUAUGGUUCAAAUUUAGCAUGGGUGGCCAGUUUAAGGUCUUUUUGCAUUAUGCAUUUCAGAGACGGUCAGCGUCCUGGCUCAGCCAUAGUGCAAAAUCAAGUGCACUUAGGAUACAUGGUGGGCAUUACAGAUUAAUACGAGCCACUCUUCAGGUGUUGUUAAUGGGACCUGAUGGAUGAUGCAUUGUUUGAAGAAAAAUAUACAAAAAGCCCUUAAACUAGUUUUUCAAAAA